AUCUAAUUCACUGUGUUAUAUUGGCAACACUGAUAUAUAUUAUUAGAUAUGUCAACAUUGUAUUGUGCUUGCUAUAAUGUGUUAUUAAAGAGAGACUACGUUCAAAUAAUUAAAUAUGGUUUAAUUUACACCAUCAUUGAAGAACAUAACAUGGCGCUGCGGCAAAACGUUGGCAAUUUAAAAUUGAAGAAGACAUCGGUAUUAUUUGUGUUCCAGAUAGAAAAAUUGUUAAGAUUAAUAAAUACAAUACCCAAGCACGCGGUGUAAAAUGGCAGAAGACAGAAAUACAAUUACGGGAUUGAAACCCCCAGAAUUUAAGGAACUAAACGCUGAAGGAUUUAAGAGAUGGAAAAGAAGAUUCGAAAUAUAUAGAAAGGCGUCGGGAGCGGACAAGAAACCAGAAGAUGUUCAAGUCGCAUUAUUACUUCACUGCAUGGGUGAAACUUGCAUCGACAUUUACGCUACGUUUGAGAUUGACGAGAAGCAAUCUACGUAUGAAGAGGUAAUAACUAAAUUUUAUGAUUACUUCGUACCGCGAGAGAAUCUUAGUGUGAAUGCGCACAUGUUUUUUAUGCGAAAUCAAAAUGAAGGUGAAUCGUUGGAUCAGUACCUGACAGAGUUGAGGAAACUAGCAAUCCAAUGCAAGUUUGGCGAACAGCAAGAACGCUUAAUAAAAGAUAAAUUAAUUACAGGUAUUAUAGAUAAAACUGCUAAAAAUAGAUUAUUAAGAGAACCCGACUUAACAUUACAGAAAGCUAUUGAAAUUUGUAAAGCUGCAGAACUAUCAGCGGAAAGGUUGCAGAAAACAGAAAGUAGUAUAUCUGGACAAGUAAAUAAGAUUAAUAAUAGGUCUAUGCCGAGCCAAUAUCCAAGAUCAAGAUCAAAGUCAAGAAGUAGAACUGAUACUAUGCAGACUUUUAGGCAGACAACGGGCAGGUCAACAGUAAUUUCAAAACAAUGUCAGCGAUGUGGUAAGCUACAUGACAAAAGAAAUUGUCCCGCUUAUAAUAAAAUUUGUUUAAAGUGCAAUAAAAUUGGCCAUUUUGCUAAACAAUGCCAAUCAGGCAGACAUAUUAAACAAUUGUACACAAAUUACAAAACAAAUCAUAAUCUAAUUACUGAAACUAAAUUAAACAGUGUUUGUAUCAAUAAUGUAUCUGCAUCAAAUAGAGAUUGGUCAGAAAAUGUAUACUUUGUGGAUUUAAAUAAGAAUUUAGAAUUUAAAUUAGAUACUGGUGCACAAUGUAAUGUUUUACCAAAAAACCUUUGUUACAAAAUAGGCAUAUGUACAUUUGAAAAAUCUAAUCUACAAUUGUCAAAUUAUAAUGGUGAUCCCAUACCUACAUUGGGACAAGUUUCCUUAAAAUGUAAAAUUGGUAAAGAAAAUCAGUUCAUAACAUUUCAAGUCUGUCAUGGAAAGCUAUUACCUAUAUUGGGGUUGGACACAAUAGAUAAAUUUAAAUUGAUUAAAAGAAUUCCAAGUUCAUUAAAUAAAAAUAAUACACAAAUACAAAAAAUUGAUAGUAAAGACACAAUGUUAGAAAAAUAUAAAGAUGUUUUUGAAGGCUUAGGACAGAUUAAAGAAUAUGAGUAUAAAAUUAUUUUAAGAAAUGACUGGCAAGGCAAGAUUGAACCUUGUAGACAUGUACCAUUUAAACUUUUAACAAAAUUAAAAUCUGAAUUAGAUAACUUAGAGAAGAUAGGGGUAAUUUCAAAAAUAGAGAAACCCACAGAUUUUGUUAGCAGUCUAGUCAUUACUUCAAAGCCAGACGGGUCUAUUAGAGUCUGCUUAGACCCACAAUAUUUAAAUAGUCAGAUUAAACGGGAACAUAUUAUGAUACCCACACUAGAAGAAAUAACCUCUAAAUUAAGUGGUAGUACAGUCUUUAGUACGUUAGACGCUAAUAAAGCCUUUUUCAUGUUAAAAUUAAGCAAUGAUAGUAAAGAAUUUACAACAUUCAUUACACCCUAUGGUAGAUAUUAUUAUAAUAGGUUACCUUUUGGUUUAUCAUCUAGCCCAGAAGUGUUUCAUAGAGUUUAUAAAAACAUAUUUAAAGAUAUUGAAGGUGUAGAAAUUUACAUUGAUGAUGUAUUAAUUCAUGCUAGAAAUGAAGAAACCCAUGAUAAGAUUCUAGAAAAAGUGUUGAAAAGAGCAAAAGAAAGUGGAAUUAAAUUCAAUAUAAAAAAAUGUCAGUUCAAACAAAAAGAAGUUAAGUAUUUAGGACAUAUUUUAAGUAGUGAAGGAGUGAAAAUUGAUAAGAAUAGAGUAAAAGCUAUUACAGAAAUGAGGGAACCUAAAGAUCAGAAAGAAUUGCAUAGAUUUUUAGGAAUGAUUACAUAUAUCUCUAGAUUUAUACCAAAUGUAUCUGAAGUGACAGCACCAUUAAGAGAAUUAAUUAAGAAAGAUGUAAUUUUCAUGUGGGGAAAUAGACAGCAAGAGUCGUAUAACAUGUUAAAGAAAUUAAUUAGUGAACCCCCAGUACUUAAAUACUUUCAAAUUAACCAAUUGAUAACUUUGAGUGUAGAUGCAUCCAAGGAUGGUUUAGGUUCAGUACUUUUACAAAAUGCUCAACCAGUAGCUUAUGGUUCAAGAGCAUUAACAGACACAGAGAAAUUGUACAGUCAAAUUGAAAAAGAAAGUCUAGCCAUUCUUUAUGGAUGUACUAAAUUUAAUCAAUAUUUGUAUGGUCAGAAAUUUGUUGUGGAAACAAACCACAAACCGUUGGUGGCAAUAUUCUCAAAACCUUUAAAUAAAUGUCCGAUUAGAUUACAAAGAAUAAGACUAGCAUUACAACCUUAUAUGUUUGAAUUAAUUUAUAAACCUGGUAAAGAAUUAUUAAUUGCUGACCACUUAAGUAGGUCUUUCAUAAAUGAUACAUCUAAAACAUAUGAUUUAGAUAAUAAAUGUUAUGCACAUGUUGCUAUGGUGAUAAAUAAUUAUGAUAUAACAGAUAAAAAAUUAAAGGAGAUAAUAGAGGAAACGGCAAAAGAUGAGAAAUUAGUAAAAAUAAUUAAAUAUAUUAGAGAAGGUUGGCCCGAAAAUAAGUGGCAAGUAGAAAGUGAAAUAAAGUGUUAUUAUAGUUAUAGAGAUGAGUUAGGUGAAUGGGAAGGUUUGAUAGUAAAAGGAAAUCAAAUUGUGAUACCAAAAAGUAUGAGAAAAGAAAUUCUAGGUAAGAUACACUAUGCACACUUAGGAAUCGAGAAAUGUAAACAAUUAGCAAGAAAAACAAUAUUUUGGCCUAAUAUGUCUAAAGAAAUAGAAGAUUUAAUACAAAAUUGUGAUACAUGCAAAAGUUUUCAGAAUAGGAAUAGGAAAGAGGAAAUGAUUGAAAAAGAAAUACCUGAGGGACCUUGGCAAAUAGUAGCAACUGAUAUUUUCUUUCUUUAUAGAAAUCCAUAUAUACUAGUGGUAGAUGCUUAUAGUAAAUUUGUGGAAAUAGAAAAGUUAAGUUCUUUGUCAGCUCAAGACACAAUUAAUAGUUGUAAACAAAUAUUUGCACGCUAUGGAAUACCUAAAUUAGUAUAUUCAGAUUCAGGAACUCAAUUUACAGGACUAGAAUUUAAAAAGUUUUCAGGUAGUUGGAAUUUUGAACAUAAGAUAGUUAGUCCAAAACAUCAUCAAGGCAAUGGGUUAGCAGAAAGACACAUACAAACUAUUAAAAAUAUUUUGAAAAAAUUAAUAUAUGAUAACAAAGACAUCUAUUUGGGUCUUCUUUUACAUAGGAAUACACCUAUAGAUAAUAACUUGAAAACAGCAGCCGAACUUAUGUUUAAUAGGAAUAUUAGGACUAUCAUACCAUCUUUUGAAGGACGUUUCAUAAAGCAUAAUGUAAUAAAUUAUAGAGAAAAACUAAUUGAAAAACAAAGAAAGCAAAAGUUACAAUAUGAUCAGGGAUGUAGGAAUUUACAGGAUUUAACUGAAGGAAAUGUAGUAAAAAUACAAAAUGAAAGCGGAGAGAAACCACAUAAAAGUGGGAUAGUGAUAGGAAAAAGUAAUGGACCGAGAUCAUAUAAAAUAAGAAAAGAGAACGGUGAUAUAAUAGUAAGGAAUAGGAGAAUGUUGAUAAAAGGAGGAAAAUAUAAGGAUAGUAUUAUAGAUGAUUGGGGUGAUUGUGAAAAUGAUAGUAUAGAAGGAAAAGAAUUUAUUGAAAGUCAAGAUAGACAUGAACCGGAAACAAAGCAUGUAAGAUUUGAAAUUAAUAAUCAUAAUGAAAAAACUGUGUAACAAGAUCAGGCAGAGUGAGUAGGAAACCUUCAAUUUUGAAAGAUUAUGUAUUAUAAUUAAGUUUAUUAAUGUAAAACUGAUUAAAUAAAUAAAUAAAUGUGAAUGUGUGAAGGUUUAAAUAGUUUGUGUAAUAGUAAGAUAAAUGAAAAAGUUUGUAAUUUCAGUAGAAUGGAAAAUGUUAUAUGUAAUAGUAAUUUUGUUAAUUUAGUUGAAAAUGUAACCUAUCUGUUUUGGAAAAGGGAGAUGUUAUAUUGGCAACACUGAUAUAUAUUAUUAGAUAUGUCAACAUUGUAUUGUGCUUGCUAUAAUGUGUUAUUAAAGAGAGACUACGUUCAAAUAAUUAAA
Molecule: messenger RNA, 4570 nt
Organism: Manduca sexta (tobacco hornworm)
Lineage: Eukaryota; Metazoa; Arthropoda; Insecta; Lepidoptera; Sphingidae
Exons: 1
Coding region: 269-4225 (1318 amino acids)
Biological process (GO): DNA integration
Molecular function (GO): nucleic acid binding; zinc ion binding
Source: RefSeq, a predicted model, not a curated record